Oryzias melastigma (Indian medaka) is the source of this 526-nucleotide messenger RNA. RefSeq names its product calmodulin-binding transcription activator 1-like. Gene Ontology annotation, cellular component: nucleus. The transcript has 3 exons. The annotation marks the transcript as partial. Gene Ontology annotation, biological process: regulation of transcription by RNA polymerase II. The record is from RefSeq and is a predicted model, not a curated record. Lineage: Eukaryota; Metazoa; Chordata; Actinopteri; Beloniformes; Adrianichthyidae. Gene Ontology annotation, molecular function: protein binding; double-stranded DNA binding; transcription coregulator activity.
GUCGGUCCUGAUCAGGCAACAUUCGAGGGUCGUGUUGUGGUUGUGUGUGAGAAGAUGAUGUCCCAGCCUUGUUGGACUUCUUCUAACCAGCUCAUCCACAGUAAAAACUCAAGAGGGAUGACUUUACUGCAUCUGGCUGCAGCUCAGGGCUAUGCAGGGCUCAUCCAAACACUCAUUCGCUGGCGCACAAAGCAUGCAGACAGUAUUGACCUGGAACUGGAGGUGGAUCCCCUCAACGUUGACCACUUCUCAUGCACCCCACUGAUGUGGGCGUGUGCUCUGGGCCACACGGAAGCAGCACUCGUGCUUUACCAGUGGGACCCAAGAGCUCUGGCCAUUCCUGAUUCAUUGGGACGCCUGCCACUGAACAUCGCCCGAUCCAGGGGCCACACUCGCUUGGCUGAGCUUUUGGAGCAGCUGCAACAGAGUCCUCAGCCCCAGCCAGUGGACUCUUGGAUGGGAAGAUGGAGGGAAGGAGCACAGACUGGAGGAAAAAGCAAUAGCCCUAGUCCUAAUCCAAACCCAG